AUGAUCCUCCUCUUUUUCCGAUGCAACAUGGCUUCCAGUCCGAAACGAGCAAGAUCCAAUACCGCAUCACAUAUUUGUCAGCUAUGCCACAAGGCAUAUGAGCGAGCAGAUCACCUGAAUCGGCAUCUAGACUCACAUCGUAACGAGAGAAGCUUCAAGUGCUCGAAAUGUUCUCGCGGCUUCAAUCGACGUGAUCUGCUGCUCCGACACCAGGCUGCACAUGCCCACAACAGUAGUUUAAAGCGAAACGCCCCGGAUCGAUCUGUAGAGCGCGCCAUCAAAGCUUGCGAUGCAUGUGUGGUCUCCAAGGUGAAAUGUGACAAUGACCGUCCUUGCCAGCGAUGCCUUCAACGGAACAUUGAAUGUGUUGUUGAUGAGGCGACGGACAUUCCGGUCUUCUCAGCUGAUGGGCUGUCCGAUCAACAGUCCUCACGUCCCCGCCAAUCUUCGCUCUUCUCCACGAAAUCGACAGACAAUAGUCAAAACCAAAGCGGAAACGUCGAGGACAGCAUACUGUUCGAUGCCUCCAACUUCCACCAGGCACAAUCCAAUGAUCCAGCCGUGUGGAACUCCACCUUGAUCGAUUCAAUGCUCCCCUUCCCGCCAUUCUUCGAACAGAUCAUGGCCCCGGACUUUGUUGCUAACCAAUCGUACUCGAUGCCUCCCGACAUAUUCCAUAUGAUGCCGGAUGACAACUGGUUUCCAGAGUGCCCCGACAUCUUUGGUCACGAUUUCGCGCCGACAAUCGACCAAGCAUUGCAAUCAAAUGUGAAUGAAUUCACCCUCCGACCCGAGGGAGAGGGUCCAGAUGAAAUUGAUCACAACACCACCAUUAAUGACAGUGCGGGAGAGCGACAUGCCAUUUUCCAGCGUUCGCCGUGGCUGUGGAAACCAGAAGCAAAUUCAAAUGCUUUCAGUGAGCACGGUAGCUUCCCUCUAGAUGAGGGGCAGGUCAACUUGGCAUCAUCACCACACCAACAACCCCUGCCACAGCUAGUUCUCCAGAGAGACCUCUCUCCACGCUUGCGAGAUCGACUCUUUCAACUCGUUGUCAAGACGGCCGAGUCACACAUCUCCAUACCGACCUUCCCAUCCACAGAAUGCCUCAAUCUACUUCUCAAAGUUGGCCUGACCAAAAGAAUGGAAACCGAUGUUUGGAUCCACCCGUAUACGUUUGACGCGGAAACGACCAGGCCAGAACUACUCAUCGCUCUGAUCGCGGCRGGAUGUAUUUGUUUUGGAAUUCCAAGCGUCUCCAAGACUGGACUUGUAUUGUUUGAGCUGACCCGAGCGGCUCUACAUAAACUCGUCGAGGAUGACAACAGCAUGAUCAGGGAUCUGCAAUACCUACAAGCCUGUAUGAUAUGGAUCGAAGUUACUGCUUUUUGUGGAUUCAAACGGAAGAUGGAGAUUGGUGAGCACAGCUUGCAGCCACUCGUCACGGCCUUGAGGCGAGCAGGGAAGUUUGACCGAGUCGCGUAUGAAGAAAUAUCCGUCUUCGUUAAGGAUGACGAACAGACUCUUCGAUCUAAGUGGGAAGCUUGGGUAGAGGUGGAGUCCUAUAAACGAUUAGCACACCAUCUGUUUGAGCAUGACAUGUACUCGACGCACACCAAAUGCCGCAACCCUCUCAUAUCCUACGCCGAGAUGACUCUACCAUUGCCUGCGUGUCGGGAACUUUGGCUUGCAAGGUCGCCAGAGGUUUGGCGGAUGAGAUUGCUGUCUUUGGACAACGAGUCAGAACGUCGUAGCGUGUCCAUACGGGAUCUUCUGGCAGAUGCCAACCUGCUGCGGUACCUCCCGAAGCAUACUGAUGCUCGACUGGCACGUGCACUACAUGCAUACGGUCUCUCGGCGCAGGUGUGGGAAUAUCAUCAACAAGCCAUGGUAUCUACAACCUCCUUCACUUCCGACCCAGAUCCAUCGGCGAAGCUGUGCUUACAGCUCCAACACAAACAAUUAAACCAAUCGCUCCAACAAGCUCGCCAAAUGCUAAAGGGUGAUCUAGCCGUGACAAUCUUACUUCAUGAGUUCCUCGUGAUGAGUCUACAUGUCGAUACGGACCUGAUCACUCGCUUUGCUGGCAAAUGUGGCGAGGCAGAAGCCCGUCGAGCAUACAAAGACUUGCAACCCUGGAGUCGUACCAAGGACGCCCGAACGGCAAUUGUACACGCUGCUCAAGCAGUUCGAAUUGCGAGAACAGUACCUCCUUAUCAACUUCGAGGCUGCGACUCUUUCAUUCUCUAUCACGCCAUCAUGGUUCUUUGGACAUAUAGCAUGAUGCAUCAAGGCGCACAACGGCAGGAUAAAGAUGUCGAAACCAAAAGACAGGACAAAUCCGCAUUAGUUCUCUUGGAUGAGGAAAGCAAUGAUCGUAUCGCAGCUUUCAUCCUCUUGGAUUCUGGACAGCCAUGUCUGAGUGGAUCCCAUCACGCUUCACAGGUGGGCCAAGAUACCUCGCACGUGUGCGACCUUCGUAAUCCACAAGCUGUGAUGGCGAUGGGUGUCAAGGUGUUUGAAGGAAAUCUUCCAAACGAGACGCGACAGAAUCUCCCCCAGCUAAUCAAAUGUCUUUGUGAGCUCCUGAGCGAGCUCGGUAGCCUGAUACAUAGCUAA
Molecule: messenger RNA, 2616 nt
Organism: Ramularia collo-cygni
Lineage: Eukaryota; Fungi; Ascomycota; Dothideomycetes; Mycosphaerellales; Mycosphaerellaceae
Exons: 4
Coding region: 1-2616 (871 amino acids)
Biological process (GO): regulation of DNA-templated transcription
Molecular function (GO): DNA-binding transcription factor activity, RNA polymerase II-specific; zinc ion binding
Source: RefSeq, a predicted model, not a curated record